CCUUUCCUCCACCAUAGGCAAACUUCGAACUCCGUUGACGCCACUUUCAAUAUCAUGACUGCUUAUCUUUCAUCCGACACCAGCGAGCUUUGACGAAAGGAAGAUAGCCACCUACCAAUGGAUGCGACGAACAGAAGAAGUUCUUCCUAAAACAGCCUAGCAAAUCGAAGGUGACGGAGACCGGCGAUUGGAGGUGACAGACUACCACCACUGACCGAAGCCAUGGAAACUGAUAAUGUAGCUUUGGGUGAACGAUUCUCUCCUGAGGUUCUGGGUUUUAUGCAGCUUGCUAUCGAUCAGGCAAAGCUUGCAUUGGACAGCCUUGAAGUUCCAGUUGGCUGUGUGAUUGUUAAGGAUGGGAAUGUUGUUGCGGCAGGAAGAAACCGGACUAACGAGACACGGAAUGCAACGAGACAUGCAGAGAUGGAAGCUCUUGAUGUUCUUCUUGUACAGUGGCAGAGGACUGGAUUUUCGGCUGCAGAAGUUGCAGAGAAGUUUUCAGCAUGCUCCCUUUAUGUGACAUGUGAACCAUGCAUAAUGUGUGCAGCAGCAUUAUCUAUCAUUGGUAUAAAGGAAGUAUAUUAUGGCUGUGCAAAUGAUAAAUUUGGAGGCUGUGGCUCAAUACUGUCGUUGCAUUCAAGUAGCUCUGAGGCAUGCAUUAGUAUUGGGAAUUCUGGAUCUAAGGGUUUCAAAUGCUGUGGGGGUAUAAUGGCAUCAGAAGCCAUUUCUCUUCUGCGAGAUUUUUAUGAACGAGGAAACCCUAAUGCUCCAAAGCCUCACAGGUCACGGGUUACUCAGGCUUCUCAUUAGAUCUAUGUGCAUUGAUUCUUCCUGUUGAAUCUUCUUAUGCCUUUGCACAACUAGGGACCUGAGAAAGGAAGCGUGAUGCACAUCCGGAUCAGUUUUUGCCUAGAUGUUCAUGUGUUUAUUGAGGGUUGUAGCUGUGAUCACAAGUCCAUUUCAUGCUUUAACUUGAUUAUCAGAUUGUAAGAUACUUUAUUGCAUGACCCUGUGUAGGCAUCACUUUUCUGAUGCUAAUUUUUGUCAUCAAAAUAUUCAGUAAUCUAGCUUGAUUUUUUUUAUGAGCUUUC
Molecule: messenger RNA, 1091 nt
Organism: Syzygium oleosum
Lineage: Eukaryota; Viridiplantae; Streptophyta; Magnoliopsida; Myrtales; Myrtaceae
Product: tRNA-specific adenosine deaminase TAD2-like
Exons: 8
Coding region: 223-810 (195 amino acids)
Biological process (GO): tRNA wobble adenosine to inosine editing
Molecular function (GO): zinc ion binding; tRNA-specific adenosine-34 deaminase activity
Source: RefSeq, a predicted model, not a curated record